This is a messenger RNA of Pedinophyceae sp. YPF-701, 6789 nucleotides long. The record is from the annotation of a GenBank genome assembly. Lineage: Eukaryota; Viridiplantae; Chlorophyta; Pedinophyceae.
AUGGAGCUCGCAGAGGAGAACUCGGUGCUGCUCGCGGGGCACACCAUGGAGGACCUCUUCCGUGACGAGUUCCCGGACCUGUACCCGCGGCAGGACGCCCCGGGGAACGAGGCCGAGGACGAGGAGGGGGACGGGGAGGCAGAGGAGGGAGCGCAGGCUGAAAAGUACCGGGAGGCAAUGGUGGCAGCCGACGACACGGAGGCGUACAUCAGCGAGCGGGACAGGGCUGCGCGCGAGGACGAGCAUCGCAUGAACCAGCAGCGCGACCAGGCCUUCACGCGGAUGUGGCGCAUCACAGGUCUUCCCGAGAAGUUCACGCCCUUGGAGCUAGACUCGGGAUACAUGCGCAGCCAGGCCAUGAUCAACUCCAAGGGCCUCCUGCAGCGCUUCCUCAUGGAGCGGGAACGGGAGCUCCAGCCACCCAUCACGUACACCUUCAUGGACCGCAACGCGCCCAAGGGCUACCAGACGACGCGUGCGGGGUCCCAGAAGAACAUGUCCCAGCGGUCGCUCCUCGGCGCGCAGCCCGCGGGCCUCGAGACCGUCCAUGGCACCACGGAGGCGCAGGAGGCGCACGUCGCCGCCAUCCUGGCCGCCGCGGACAAGGCCAUGCCGCCCCCGGUGACCACGGGCCUCGAGCAGCUGCAGGACGGCGGGCGGACGAAGCGCGAGGCGAAGCGGACGGCCAAGGGGGAGGGGAAGCAGACUCUACCCACGGUGCCGGAAGCCAGCGGCACCACGAGCUCGCCGCGGAAAAAACCGCGGCCGACGUACCUGCCGGAGCAGCGGCCUCGCUGGAAGGACCUCCCCCGGGAGCAAGUGGAGGAGCUGGUGAAGCUGUCUGAGGCGCGUCGGGCGAGCAUCCUCCGCCGCAUGCCGCCGGAGCAGUACGAGCGCGAGAUGCGCCUCCUGCGGCGCAUGAACCACUCCCUGCAGUUCCUCCGCAACCCGCGGCACCUCCCCGCCGCGAGCUACAAGGAGGUGGCCCAGCGCGCGCGCGCCAAGGGCGAAAUGGGCAUGUCCCUGCGCCACAAGCUCACCGCCGACACGGAGCGGACGUUCAACGUGGAGCCCGCGGAGGUGCUCUUCCGCGUGUUCGAGCCGGGCUCCGUCUUCAAGACAAUGGUCGAGCUGCGCAACGUGUCGGGCGUGUCGCGGCGGCUGCGCAUCCUGCCCCCGACAUCGCAGUACUUCACUCUCGACGCCAUCUCCGUGCCGCACGAGGGGGGCCUGGUGGCCCCGGGGAUGUCGGCGUCGUGCGUGGUCGUGUUCACGCCGGACUCGGUCGCGCAGUACGACGACGUGCUCGCCGUGGAGACCGACGCGGGCCGCAUCGAGAUCCCCCUCCUCGGGCGGAGAGACCCCCCCAAGCUGGGCAUUCCGAAGGACAUCGACGUCGGGCCGUGCCUCAUGGACAACACGAAGACGAUCGCCGUGCAGUUCACCAACACCGGCGGCGGCGCGCGGUUCUGCCUCGUCGACCCCGAGCCCAGCACGCGCAGCCAGCGGCUGAUGUCGCCGCGCGGGACGGGCCGCCGGCGCAACUUCCGGCACAGCGUGGACCCGACGGGCGGGGAGAUCGACCCGCGCGUGGCGGGGUCGGGGCUGAACCGCCAGGUGUCGAGCUUCGUCAUGCACGACUCCACCAACCUGCACGCGCCCGACUUCAUACCCCCGCUGUUUGGGACGGGGGGGACCGCCGAGCCCACCGCGGGCGAGGUCGGCGACAUCGAGGACGUCGUCAAGUUCACAGGCGCCUCCGAGGGCGCCGAGAACCGCACCAGCGCCGCGUCCGAGGCCUCGGACGGGACCAUCGGCCCCGAGACGGCGGGCGCGCGCCUCGAGGUGUCCGAGUUCUCCAUCUGGCCGUCGCGGUUCGAGGUCACCGAGGGCGCGCAGGGCUGGCUGCAGGUCACCUUCCGCCCGCGCGCGCCCGGGCGGUGUCGCCGGCGGAUCCAGAUGGUCUGCGACAACGGCACGGUCCGCACCGUCAACCUGCUCGGGGAGUCGUGCGCGCUCAAGGUGCAGAUCGAGGGGAUCGACGGCCGCGCGCCGUCGAAGGAGGAGUUCGUGAUGCGCACGACUGAGUCCAUGCGCUCCGGCGACGUGCUCUCGCAGCUCCCCAGCGCCAACUCGGACGCGCCUGGGGCGUACAUCGCGAUGCCGUCGCGCGGCCACGAGGCCGCGGUACCGGCGUGGCUGCUCGACCUCUGGUUCGGCGAGGUGAUCCCGGGCUCCUCCGUGCACCGCGUCAUCCAGAUCUACAACCCUCUCCCGCUGAAGCUGCCCUACCAGUGGGCCAUCACGCCGCGGCGGCCGCGGAUCCUCCUGUCGGACGGCACGGGCUGGACGCGCAGCACGGUGACGGGGAGCCGCCCGCCUGGUCGCCGGAGCCGCCGCGAGACGGCGCACGCGGCCACGGGCUUCGCUGUGUUCCCAGACGCGGGCAUCCUGGAGCCGCACACGCUGACCGAGUUCAAGAUCACGUUCGGGCCGAUCGAGGUGGGCGAGUCGCGCGCGCUCCUCACGAUGCUCGUCGACCGCUCCGUCGAGGGCACCACCGCGCAGCAGGACGACGAGGACCUGUAUCAGCCCGACCCCAUCAUGGUGCGAUCCAAGUCGACGCGGUCGGUGCACGCGGCGCGGUCGGUGCGGAACCUCCCGCCGCCGGUCGGCGGGGACGACCCGCGCGCGGUCGGGCAGGCGCUGUCGCGGCGGCGCACCGCGGCGCUCGGGCACGGCUACGCGAAGUUCAAGAGCACGGCCAGGCGGUCGCAAAGCACGAAGCGGCUGGGCGACGCGGACGCGCGGCCGGUCCUGACGAGCGCGCCGACGAUGUUCCACAACUCGGACCUGGACGCCGCGACCACGCCGCUCGCGUCCUUCUCGCUGGCGGGCCUCGGGCGCCCGGUGAGCGUGCUGGUGGAGCCGCCCUACCUGCAAGUGCCGGGGUCGCUGACGCCCGGGCAGCGCUGGGAGAGCGAGAUCACCGUCGCGAACCCGGGGCCCGCGCCCGCGGAGUUCACCCUGAGUCAGCCGCUGCCGGAGGGACUCACGGUCGACCCCCCCGUGGGGACUAUCGAGCCGUUCAGCGAGCUGGCGCUCGCGCUGGACCUGGUGGCGCCGCAGCGGUGCGGGCUGCACGCCGGCACGCUCGAGGUGAUCGUGCGGCACGGUGGCGUCGGCGCGGCACUGCCGGUGCGGUACGUGGUGACGGGCCCUGACGUGGCGCUGUCGACGCCGAAACUGGACCUGAAGCUCGUGCAGAUGAACUGCGAGGCGACGGAGAGCGUGACGCUGACGAACACGUCGCCGUGCACGCCCGCGGCGUGGUCGCUCGCCGUCGGGCGCGUCCUGUUCCGCCGCGGCGGCGCCCCAGAGGGCCAGUGGGAGGUCCGCGACCCGUCAGACUGCGAGAAGCUCGUCGCGCUGACGCUCUCGGAGCAGGGCGGGGUCAUGGAGCCGCUCGGCGCGGCGGAGAUCGCGCUGGCGGUGCGCCCGUUCGCGGAGGGCACGAUCAAGCUCGUGCUGGAGGUGUCGGUGGAGGGCAGCGCGACGCAGCACCUGCCCGUGCUGAUCGACUGCGUGGAGCCGCGCGUGCGCGUGGUGUCGCCGGAGGUCGACCUCGGGACGGUGUUCGAGGGCAUCCCCGUGCCGUCGUUCGUGCAGUUGCAGAACGUCACGCCGUUCCCCGCGCACGUCCGAGUGGACGAGACGCUGCACGGCGGGAACGACCGCAUGCGCGUGAUGGUCCCGGGCGGCGGGCGGCUGACGAUUGCGGGGCACGCGAAGGAGCGCGUGCGCGUCGUGUUCCACCCGCGGCAGCUCGGGCGAUGCCAAGGCGUGUUGGCGCUGCACACCGAGGGGUCGACGCACCUGGCGGGGUUCCGCGUCACCGCGGUCGUCGAGGGGCUCAAGGUGUCGUACGAGAUGCGCACGCUGUCCGCGGACCCGUACAUCGGGCCGGAGAAGGCGGUCGUCGCGCAGGCGCCCGCGCCGACGCUCACCCGCGCGCACGUCCACGGGCUGCUCGCGGCGCCCGGCGGGCCCGGCGAGCUCGCGCGGAGCGGCACGAAGCCGCUCCGGCUGCCGCGUGCCCUGCGCGCCAACUCGCCGCCGCCGCCCGCGGCCAACGCCGCGCAGUCCCGGCACGCCACGCGCCCCACCACCGCCAAGAGCGCCGCAGGCAACAACGCGCUCGGACGGCAGGUGCCUGCGAUCCCGGGGCCGCCCCGCGCGCAGCUGGCGCCGGGGGUCACGUUCGAGGUCGUGGGCCGCGAGCCCGGCGCGCUGAUCGACCUGGGCGGCUGGUCUCCGAUCGGCAAACCGCGUCACUUCCAGCUCCUCGUGCACAACGAGUCAGGCAUCCAGACGCGCGCGCGGGUGUGGCUGAAGAACUUCGGCGUCAAGGCGGACGGCGCGAGCGCGCGCCAGACGCCCGUGGAGAUGGCGACGGACGCGAGCAUGGGCCGCCGCGCGAUGGAGAAGUUGCGCGGGAUGGUGCGCAAGGCGGCGGGCAACACCACCGGGGUGUGGGGGUCUAUUCUCCGGCGCGCGAAGACCGCGGCGGGGCCCGGGAAGCGCGAGCCGGGCCCGCGGCUCGCGGCGAUCGAGCGGGCCGGGGGCUUCGGGUCGGAGCUGGGGCAGGAGAUGGAGCUGGCGCGGCAGGUUGAGGAGACGAGCGAGCGGUCGCUGACGGGCGGGAAGGGGAUCGCGGUGACGAUCGCGCAGGAGGAGAUCACGAUCGAGGGGCACUCGACGGGGGUGUUCGACCUGACGGUGCACAGCGACAUGUGCGGGACGUACUUUGACGUGCUGCACUGCCAGGCGGGGAUGCUGCCGCCGCAGGCGUUCCCGUUCAAGAUCGGCGUCGUCGGGUCGCCGCUCUUCCUGCACAACACGCGCCGCGUCGUGCAGGGCUACCAGGGCGGCCGCGCGACGGAGAUCGCGGUGGACUUUGGGGAGGUGCCCCUGCGGCUGAACGAGACGCGCCCGGUGUUCGUGACCAACACGUCGCCGUUCCCGCUCAAGCUCAGCUGGGAGCACCGCAACAUCGUCGUCCCGCCGCCGGAGCCGCCCGCGCCGCCCCCGCGCCCGCGCAUCCCGUCGCCGACGCCGGAGCCCUCCGAGGCCCCGUCGCAGCCCGAGGACGGCGCCGGGAGCCAGGCCGGGAGCGCCAAGGGCGACGGCAGCGCCGCGGGCGGCACGACGCCCCCGCCCGAGGACGGCGAUGCGGCGGCGGAGCAGCCUGCGGACGCAGACGCGCCGGACAAGCCCGGGGACGGCGCGGAGUCGGGCAAGGACGGCGGGUCCGGCGCGGGGAGCGACGCCGGCAGCGGUGCGGGGAGCGCGGAGGCCGGCGAGGUGGAGCCGGUGGACGACGGCAAGCCUGUCGUUGCGGUGGGCCUGACGACGGAGCAGGGCAGGCUGCGGCUGCUGGUGGACCCGGCGCACGAGCCCGCGGACCCGUCGGUGAUAGACAGCGAGGGGGAAUUCGUGUUCCCGUUCCGCGUGGAGCCGCCCGUGGCGGCGAUCGGCGGCGGCGAGACGGCCCGGUUCGACGUCACGUACACAGCGCUGCCGGGGCGCGGGCCGCAGGGGUCGUGGGCGUGCGAGGCGCUGCUCGUGGGGCACCAGGAGCUGAUCAAGUCGGACGCCGCCGCCGCGCAGGUCGAGCGCCAGGCCACGCACACGCGCCGCCAGGGCGGCGGCGAGCCGGGCCGCUCCUUCAGCCCGACCUUCACCGAGGGCGGGCAGACCGAGGGGGGCCUCGGGGGCGCGACGGCGGUGGCGCGACGGCAGCAGCGGCGGCGCGGGACGCAGGAGCACAUCUCGCUGUCGCUGGUCCCGGGCAACGGCUCGGAGAACGCGCGGCUCAACGCCCUGCUGCAGGGGUCGUACCACCCGACGGCGGCGCCGCCCGACCUGUCGAUGGGCGUGCUGCGCGUGAAGCUGGCGGCGAAGACGACGCCGUCGCGGCUGGAGCCGGACGUGGAGGGCGCGUUGAAGUUCCUGGUGUUUGCCAGCGAGCCGUCGUCGCACAGCACGUACCGCGCCGCGGUGACGCUCACGAACACGCAGCACGCGGCGGUCGCGUUCCGGCUGUCCGUCACGGGCCCGUGGCUCCUGCAGUCGAUCGUGCCGUCGAUCCCGCGGGAGAUGGCGCUCACCGCCACGCACGCGGCGUCCGACCUGCGCGCGUCGCUGCGCCGCGACGGCGACCACGAGUGGCUCCUCCCGCCGCGCGAGAACGUCGAGGUCCUCCUGCAGCUCGAGAUCCCCGAGGACAGGGUCAACGACGCGGACGACUACUGCCUGGACGGCACCCUGCAUGCCGGGUUCACCAACGGCGACGCGCAGGAGCUCCCGCUGAUGGCCACGGUCGUCCACCCCGAGCUCGAGGUCAACAUGGCGGAGAUCUCGUACGGGCAGGUCCACGUCGAGGCGCCGAAGCCUAUCAAGGUCGUGCUGACCAACCCGACCCUGGCGGACGCCGAGUGGUGCAUCUGCGAGAAGGGCGGGCGGCCGCACUUCGGGCGCGGCGUGGUGCCGUCCGCGACGUUCGGGACCGUGCGCGUGGAGCCCGGGACGGGCGUCAUUCCCGGGCGCGGGCUGCGGAUGCCCAACACGCAGACCAUCACUAUCUGGCUGGCGCCCAAGACGGUGGGGCCGCAGGUGAAGGACUUGUGGUUCGCGGUGCGCAGGGGCCGCGGGGCGCGCGUGGUGGUGCGCGGGGAGGGCACGUUCGACGAGACGUGCGAGCACAACGCCAUCCUCAUGGACCUAUAG